Messenger RNA from Rhipicephalus microplus (southern cattle tick), 4264 nucleotides. RefSeq names its product muscarinic Acetylcholine Receptor, A-type (gene mAChR-A). Gene Ontology annotation, cellular component: dendrite; plasma membrane; synapse. Gene Ontology annotation, biological process: adenylate cyclase-inhibiting G protein-coupled acetylcholine receptor signaling pathway; G protein-coupled receptor signaling pathway, coupled to cyclic nucleotide second messenger; chemical synaptic transmission. Gene Ontology annotation, molecular function: G protein-coupled serotonin receptor activity; G protein-coupled acetylcholine receptor activity. Lineage: Eukaryota; Metazoa; Arthropoda; Arachnida; Ixodida; Ixodidae. The record is from RefSeq and is a predicted model, not a curated record.
GUCCCGUGAAGUUCUGAUUUCCGUGACUUUCGCUUGAAGAUUCUUCCGGUCGUACAGCGGUGGUAAAAGCGGCAAGCCCGUUUUACCACCGGCUUAAGAAGCAAUCCUUCUCUUCUGCUUCGGUAACUUCCAUCGCUGAAUGGGAAACUCGGUGAGCACUGCUACGCGAUGAGGUGAUCAGACAGCCAAUUUGAGCAUGGGUCUCUUGGAAGCCGCACUCAACGCCUCUGUACUGCUCGCUGCCACCGAGGCUGGAGGCAGCGGUGGUUGGAGCGGCGUGCUCGACGACGGCUCCGGAGGCGCAAGUACCACAUCCGGAACUGGAAAUGCCACAAAUGACAGCGUGGCCUCAGGCAGUAGCGGCCACUCGGCGCCAUACUCGCUUCCCGAGGUGAUACUGAUAGCCUUCCUGGCCGCUCUGUUGAGCGCGGUGACCAUCAUAGGAAACCUCAUGGUCAUGAUCUCGUUCAAACUGGACAAGCAACUACAGACCAUCAGCAACUACUUUCUGCUUAGCCUGGCCAUUGCCGACUUCUCCAUCGGGGUUAUAUCUAUGCCCCUGUUCACCAUGUACACGCUGUACGACCAUUGGCCACUGGGUCCAUUCAUAUGUGACACCUGGCUCGCAUUCGAUUACUUGACCAGCAACGCGUCGGUGCUCAAUCUGCUAAUAAUCAGCUUCGACCGGUACUUCUCGGUGACCCGGCCGCUAACCUACCGGGCCCGGAGGACAACUAAGAGGGCGGCCAUAAUGAUUGCGAGUGCCUGGGUCAUAUCCCUGGUGCUGUGGCCCCCAUGGAUCUACUCGUGGCCCUACAUCGAAGGUCAGCGCAGCGUCCCCCUGGACCGCUGCUACAUUCAAUUCCUGGAGACCAACAUAUACGUGACAUUCGGGACGGCCCUAGCAGCGUUCUAUGUGCCGGUGACGGUCAUGUGCAUUCUGUAUUGGCGCAUCUGGCGCGAGACAGAGAAGCGCCAGAGGGACCUGACACAACUACAGGCGGGCCGCAAGGAGACCGGCGGCAGCCGGAAGUCGACGUCCAGCGAUGACCCCGCCGAGUCGGAGGACUUCCGCCGCGGCCGCAGUGACUCCUGCCCGCCGGACGUGGAAACUACGUACGUGCCAACCUCGCUGUGCGUCGAGACUUCCAAGUACCUGCCCCCGGCGGCGCCAAAGAGGCGGCGACUUCGCGACGUGCUCCUCUCCUGGUGUCGCAUCGACAACGACAAAGAGGACGACGACAGUACCAGCCAUGGAGGUUCGCCUGGAACCCAGACGCCGGCGUCGAUAGAGACUCCCGUGCAGUCGGCCUCGAUGACCUUCCGGGCGGACCAGUUGGUCCAGCUGAACCCGGCCGGACGCACCGGAACGGGAACCAGCAGCGCCAUCGCCAGCAUAGGAGGUGGUGGUGGUGGCGGCACCGGUGGCGUCAGCAUCCCCAUGACCGACCGCAACGGCCUCCGACGCAACGAAAAGACUGGUGCGACGGCAGCGGCCACGUCGGCAUCCCGCUCCUACUCAUCGGAUUCGGUCUACACCAUACUGAUUAGACUGCCGACGCAGCCGUCGUUAGAAGGCGAGACGUCACAGGCUUCCAUCAAGAUGAUCCUGGAAGAGGACGCCGAAAAGCACGAGGCCGCUGGCGGCGCGGCGUCUUCUGGUGCGGCCGCGACGUUCGCCCGGACGUCGUCUGAGGACUCGACGGUCGCCAUGAGGACAGGGGACUCCGGCCUGGAGACCAUCCGAAUACCGCUCAACACCAAACUAGUGCACCGCCAGGUGGUCGCUAAGCAGCGGGCGGCGCCCAAGAAAAAGCGGAAGCAGCAGGAACGCAAGCAAGAGAAAAAAGCCGCGAAGACGCUGAGCGCCAUCCUGCUAGCCUUCAUCGUCACCUGGACGCCAUACAACGUCCUGGUGCUCAUCAAAACCGUCUCUUCAUGCGACGACUGCAUACCGACGGGCCUGUGGAACUUCGUCUACUACCUGUGCUACAUCAACAGCACGGUGAACCCACUGUGCUACGCGCUGUGCAACGCGAACUUCCGCCGGACAUAUAUGCGCAUCCUGUCGUGCAAGUGGCACAACAAGCAGCGGUCCAUGAACCGCGGCUACUUCACCUGAAGUGGCCUCCGGGUCUGUAGUGGCGCUCUUGUCUCCUCUGUGAAGGCCACGACUUCGUCGCCUCGAAGAGAACGUGGCAUUCUUGUGUGCUCUCUUGUGUGUCGUAAACCAUGAGCAGUACCUAAGCUGCUGGGGUAUCCAGGAUUGUAUGAAGGUUCCAUACUCGCGAUUGGGUUAAGCCUUUUUGUGAGUGGCCAGCUGAAGUUCAAGGCUACAUCCCUUACUGUCGCAGGGAGGGGGCCUACUCUUACGCUUGGUGGUUACCGUAGCAUAUAUAGAGUGUAGAGGAGGCUCGAGGGAGCCAAACACAACCGGGGCCGAGAAAACGAGAAGGCCGGCGUGACAAACCUUCCGCGUAAGUGGGCUUCCGCGACGUCGUCAAAGAGUGCGAUUGCGUGUCCGACAUAACACUAUGCACUUCCUAGCACCAUUCUGCACGUCGCUCUAUUGGCUUCCAUGGAAGAAAGAGCGGCCGCUGCUACGGUGGGUGGAUGAGCACUCUUUGGCGUGUUUGACCACGGUAGACACUACUCUACACGUCGAUGACUGCGUGCAACACGUUCAAGUGCUCCCAGUAGAACGGGGUGAUCAGAUUGAUUAGGUUUUCACAUGAUAGGCGUGAUAUAGCGUAAAAACUUUAUGUCCAGCUAUGCAGCUUCAAGGGCGACUUGAGUGCAUCCUUCUCGCAGUGCCAAAGUUGUCCUUUCAAGUGUAUACACGCAGAAGUUAGCGUGAUGUGAAAGGGAAAAAAUAAUCAGAAUAGCAAGAUGACAAAAAACACUUGCUUUUUUGCGUAGCAAGUUAGUAGGUUUUAAGUUUAAAAAGUUUUUACUUUAAAACUGGUACUUUUUGAAAGCGGUGUAGAGGAACUUGCUUUAGUGUCAAAUGUAGGUGAGGCUGCGGUGGGCUGGUUCACAGCCUCGAUGUGAAGUGAGUGCAGUGAUCGCUGUAACAGCAAUGGAGCUGAAUCAGGUGGGGUUAGCCUGACACACAAAGCCGAUACUUGUUCCGCCCGAGUCAACUAUAAAUUGAUUGCAUCAUUGUGGCACCAGUUGUUGAUCUUUACAGUGUCUCGCAGCCGUAUAUAAGGAAGAUUGUCUAAAUUUAGGCACUAAGCUUUGGGUGGCGUGCAGUCUAGGAUAAUUUCAUUCAUGAAUGAACGCAAUAGAGGAAAAAAGCGUAGUCUCUGAACGCCGGUGGUUUUUUAGGAACGUGUAACACCCAAUGAAUCAAAUCCACAACAUCGUUCAAGCCGGAAAUGACCACACUAGUUGUCAAAGCGUGUGUAGAGAAGCAGAAGGUGCCGAUGAGAAUCUUGUGAACCACCUGUUCAUCCGGGAGCACUUGAGGUGAUUACCGAGUCACGCUUCCGAGAUCAUUGACUGUUUGGUCACGUCACAUUAAGACCUUCCUUUUUUUAAUGUCGGCGUCCCUUCGUGUUUUUCUAGCAAUCAAAGCUGUCCUUUUUGCCGCGAAUAUUUCGCAAGAACGUGAAACAGAGGGAAAGAGAGAAGAAACGUUUCUUUGAAGAGAGAAUUGGCCGAUCCAACAAGUUGCAUCGGCAACGUGUUUUUCGACUCCCUAAACACUCGUUCGUGCGUGCCGAUUUCAUUACGUCUGUAUAUAGUCAAUAGAGCACAUUGGCUCGUCACCAUUGUGCAAAGUAUCGCGAGAUUGUAAUAACAGGCCUCACGACGUGCGCCAUUCGAGAGGGUGUUCUUAAGCUUAGGUGUGCGAGCCGCACCCUUGAGUCUCUCUGUUAAUCCUUUGCUUACUGCGCAGGUAUCGAGCCAUCCUCGAGCAUGUUUGCACCUUUUUGAAUUUUUCGCUCUCGGCAAAUGCUGGAGCUUACCCGAAGACGGGCACUGUUGUGAAAACCUUGAUCAGAGUUGCGUAUUGCGUCCGACGUGGCGGCCCCUGGGAUGGUAGCGGAGUGCAACGAGUGCGUUCAUUGGAUCAGUCACAAUGUCUCACUAAGCGUUCUUCGCCCGUCGCGGUUGUUGAGCUUAGCUUCAUGCUGCGUCGGAGAGUUCAUGCUCAGAUUGGUCCGGAGAACAACGAACCGCUUAAGUGGCGAUCCCCCCGAAAUUGCGUGCUUUUUAGUCAUUCAAAAACACAUAAAUACUCUCAAUGCUCCAAUUU